Lachancea dasiensis is the source of this 1509-nucleotide messenger RNA. The record is from the annotation of a GenBank genome assembly. Lineage: Eukaryota; Fungi; Ascomycota; Saccharomycetes; Saccharomycetales; Saccharomycetaceae.
AUGUCCAUUUUCUCCUUAGAUGAAGAAAUAUCGAGGCUCACAGUCAAUGGCAGCUGUGCCUUGAUUGACAGUGAAGAUGAUGGAUUCGAGCAGGAGCUCACUGGCGACAUGUGGCAUAAAAACAUGUUAUCCACGAAUCCCAAACCUUCUAGACUUUCAGCUCCGUCCACUUCGCCAGGAAACGUUUCUAUGGGCCGCAGAAGGUCGUCGCUUUACGAUAAGAUGUCCGUUGCUACACCUCCAAACACUAGACGACUAUUUCUUCCUUCGAAUGAGCCAGAAAGCGCAAAGUCCAGUUUUUGCAGCCCCAGUGCUCUCGAAAAGCAUGGACCGCGUCUGUUAGAGGAUUUCAAGCCUGUGAGGGUUCUAGGACGUGGGGCAUAUGGGAAGGUUCUGCUGGUCAAAGACUCCCAUACAAGGCGGCUUUACGCCAUGAAACAACUCAAGAAAGCGGAAAUCCUGAUACAUCAAAACCCAGAUAGUACCAUCUCAGAAGAAGAGGCCCUGGAGAAACGAUUAGAACGUACAUUCGCCGAAAGAACUAUUUUAUCCGAGCUGGAGCACCCGCAUAUCGUUAAGCUGUUUUACACAUUCCACGACCAUCAUAAACUUUACUUGGUGUUGCAGUUUAUUCCGGGUGGCGAGCUUUUUUAUCAUUUAAAAGAGCAAGGAGUUCUCGACGAGGACACUGUAUCAUUCUACGCUGCAGAAAUAAGUUCUGCCCUCAAGUUUCUGCAUGGGAAAGGUAUAGUCUAUCGAGACUUGAAACCCGAAAACUGUCUGCUGGAUGAAAGGGGGCAUUUGGUUCUGACUGAUUUCGGCCUCAGUAAGAAGAGCGCCAACGACACUAACCCAAAUUCGAUAAGCUCAGCUCCGAACGAAGGAGAAUCUGUGGAAACACUCCACUCCAUUAUCGGAACUCCUGAAUAUUGUGCUCCGGAAAUUCUAGAAGGGAAGCCAUACACUCAGAACUGUGAUUGGUACUCAUUAGGAUGUCUCGUAUAUGACAUGUUGACUGGGAAGCCUCCUUACACAGGCGCAAAUCAUAAGGUUAUCAUCAACAAGAUCUUGAAGGAUAAGACCCCAAAAAUUCCGACUUAUUUCAGUGAGGGAAUGAAGGACUUCUUAGGUGCUUUACUGAAAAAGGAUGUAUCCAAAAGAUGGGACGUCGAUAAACUGUGGGAUGUCGAUGGUCCAAAACCGAAGAAGAAGAAAGCUGGCCAGGCUAAGAACACCAGUUUUCAAACUCAUUUUGUUUUCCGUAAGAUUGAUUGGCUUAAGUUGGAGACUGGCGAGCUCCAACAAACUACAUUUGGACCCAUAUUUCCCAUUAUUACAGAUUGGGAAUUAGCGGAAAAUUUUGAUUCCGAAUUCACGGAGAUGCGGCUAGACAGCGCAGGUCAAGCUGAUUGUAUUGAUAUUCAACAAACUUUCAAGCCCGAGCAACUACAAGUGUUCCAAGGUUUUAGUUAUGUCGCGAGUUCGAGUUAUUUGGAACGUCAUUUCUAA